AUGGCUGCUGUGAAUUCAGCUAUAAAUGAGCCAUGUAAAUUAUGUGAGAAAGGGAAAUAUAAAUGUCAAGGUUGCCAUCUAUCCUGUUGUAAACGACAUUUCGACGAACAUAGACAACAGUUGGCACGUCAAUUUGACAAAGUCAUUUAUGAACAUGAUGUUCUACAUGAAUUGCUCAAAUCGAAAGGGCCGAUCGAUAACGACAAAACUGAAGAUGAUUUCCUGCAAAAAAUCGACAAUUGGGAAGUCGAAACAAUACAAAAAGUAGAAUAUGCAGCUCGACGGGCUCGAGAACAAAUGAAACAACUAAUGAACCAUCCAAGGGAACGAAUCCAGAAAGAAUUCUGUUUGAUUACAAAUGAAUUGAAACAGAGUAGACAAGAUGACGACUACUUGGAACCAGAUUUCGAACGGUGGUAUCAGCAAUUGCAAGAUUUGAAAGAACAGCUCCAGCCCACAAGUGGUAAAAUUCAGAUAAACACGCAAAAGAGUGACGAAAUAGAUUGGCCAACAUUGAUUAAAGUAGAUACAAUAAAUGGAUCUGUUGGAGCAACUGGGCAGAAGGCUUCAGACAUAAACGUACGUAUGCGUUGCAUUGAUUUGUAUCAAAUAAAGCAGGACACAUCACAAGCUAAACGGACAAUAGAAUUAAAAUGA
This is a messenger RNA of Didymodactylos carnosus, 657 nucleotides long. The record is from the annotation of a GenBank genome assembly. NCBI's taxonomy places the organism in Eukaryota, Metazoa, Rotifera, Eurotatoria, Philodinida, Philodinidae.